AUGGCUCGCAGAGGUGGUGGUUGUGUUGUGAAAGCAAACCCUACCAAGCUAAUUGAGAAAAUGCUGCGGACCCCCAAGUGUUCCCGGUGCCGGAACCAUGGUUUCGUGGUACCCGUGAAGGGCCACGCGGGCAAGUGCCGCUGGAAGCAGUGCACCUGCGAGAAGUGCUACUUGAUCAGCGAGCGCCAGAAGAUAAUGGCUGCGCAGAAAGUUCUCAAGAGGCAGGCGUCUGAAGAAGAGGAGCAGGAGGUGGCCCUGGGCGCUCAGGGACCUGAGCCCGUCGUCGUCUCUGGGGCUGUGGCUGCGGUCCGGGGCUCAGACCGCCCACUGCCGCCCGCCGCUGCAGGGGACUUGCAGCCCAGAUCCCAUGGCCGCGAGACCUCUGGCUUCCCCGAGAGGCCCCCACGGGGCCCGGACUCGGGCCCCAGCGCCUUCCACUGGGUGGUGAACCGCCGCAGACACGUGGAAGCGAGCGAAGGAGCUGCCCCUGCGGCGUCCAGUUCUGUGGGACGCCAGCUCCAGGGGGAGGCCGUAGGCCGGGGACGUCCGGGCCGCCUGGAGGUGCGCAGGCCUCUGCUGCCUGUGCCCAACCCGCCAUUCGCCCACUUCGAACGCCCUCUGGGCAUGAACUCGCAUUAUAUGAUGAAAUCCGACUACCUGGAGAGAGAGGCCUCCAAGCUGUACCCUAGCUGCUCCAGCAUGCAUUCUUACCGCCCAUUUCCGCUGGGCUACCAAGAUGUGUCCCCCAUCCCAGGGACUCCUCUGCAGCAAGGCUUUCGGCAUGUGUCCUGCAACACCCAACAAGGAGGAACUUCGGUGUCGGAACCAGUGCGAGAUUUCCAGCCCAACUACUACCCUCCCGCUCCACCGCCACAGCCCCAGUUCCUCCCUCCAGGCUUCCUUUCUUCCAUCCACUUCAUACCACCACCACCACUGCCACCACUGCCGCCAUCAUCUUUCUCACUGGCCUUCCUGUCUGAAGCGGACAAGGAAACCACUGAUAACCAGGAUGCGGAGGCACCUUACGAGUCCAGCCAGCCGUCUUCUCAGGAGCCAUCCAACUAA
Molecule: messenger RNA, 1065 nt
Organism: Chrysochloris asiatica (Cape golden mole)
Lineage: Eukaryota; Metazoa; Chordata; Mammalia; Afrosoricida; Chrysochloridae
Gene: DMRTB1
Product: DMRT-like family B with proline-rich C-terminal, 1
Exons: 5
Coding region: 1-1065 (354 amino acids)
Biological process (GO): sex differentiation; regulation of transcription by RNA polymerase II; germ cell development
Cellular component (GO): nucleus
Molecular function (GO): RNA polymerase II cis-regulatory region sequence-specific DNA binding; DNA-binding transcription factor activity, RNA polymerase II-specific
Source: RefSeq, a predicted model, not a curated record